This is a messenger RNA of Peronospora matthiolae, 627 nucleotides long. NCBI's taxonomy places the organism in Eukaryota, Oomycota, Peronosporomycetes, Peronosporales, Peronosporaceae. The record is from the annotation of a GenBank genome assembly.
AUGGGCAACGCAUACACGAUUGAACUUCCCCGUAAGAUGCGUAGGUAUCCUACGUUUAAUGUUGGAUGUCUCCUCCCGUACUAUAAGUACGAGACCGUUUCUAAAUGCGAAGAACAACUCCGCGGUCGAGAGCCGAGACCACCUUCGAGUGGUCCCGUUUCUACGAGCCAGUCUGGUCGACUAGCGAAGCGACCUGUUCACGCAGUUAAGCGAUGUCUCGACGAGCUGCAGCUAGCUCGUCACGAAGAGAACGAGUCGAACGUUCGUUCUCAAGAUCCGCAAACGCAAACGCAGCACGAUCGUUCGAACGAUCGUGCGCCAUGUAAUUGUAAUUAUCCCCCACACCAUCCUGGAGCUCAUAACGCCGAGAUCGUUCCUGAGCCAGGACAUCUUGCACCUGUUCCGUUACACGGUUCAGCUCCUGAACAUUUAGUUGAUCCGACCCUCGAGCUGGAUCAGGUGUUCCCACCGCCACCACAUCCUUUGGUGGACUCAAGCGGUGGUCAACGCUUCCUAGUGGAGCGUAUUUUGAACCACCGCGAUGUGAAUGGCGUCCGGACGAGUUACCUCGUCCGCUGGCGUGCUAUCCACCGGCCUAAGACAGCUGGGAGCCUCGUGCCCAGCUAA